Molecule: messenger RNA, 990 nt
Organism: Rotaria socialis
Lineage: Eukaryota; Metazoa; Rotifera; Eurotatoria; Philodinida; Philodinidae
Source: the annotation of a GenBank genome assembly
AUGGCUUUGUUGGGAUCUCAGUUAUCUACGAUUCUAAUUUUCAUCGCAAUUGGCAUCAUGCUUUUUAUAUGGUACAGCUGGCAUCAAAAUAGUGCUGUUUUAUCACGAUCAGUAGGCGAUUGCAACGGAGAACAUGCGUUUUACAAGACAGUGACGCUUGACUCUGGUUGGGAUAAUCGUGCCUAUGCAAUUUAUCAACGAAUCUCUCAAAAGUUAAACAAAAAAAAAGAAGUUCGUCUAGUGAAGUUUCCCUUUGGAGGACUUACUGCUCGAGUUUUGGAAACUGACGAAGAAUCCUCAUUUUGGGAUCUUGUCGAGAAGGGAACCUGGGAACUGAAAACUUAUACUGCAUUAAUGCACUAUCUUAGUUCGGACACGGUCGUCGUUGAUGUUGGCACUUGGAUUGGACCAACAGUUCUCUUUAGCAGCCAGUUAGCGGCUAGAACUUACGCUAUUGAAGCUGAUCCUGCCGCUUUCUCAAAAAUAUCGCAUAACUUAAAGCAAAAUGCCCAAUCGCUCUGGUAUCAUCAUGUUCAUCUACAAGCUGGGUGUUUAGGAGUGGAGUCCACUCAUGUUCAAAUGAAGAGUGCGCUUCCCGGUAAUAGUAUGUCCUCGAUUCACAAAUUGUUUCAACAAGGGAAUAAUCGUGCUCCUGCUCAAUGGACAGUACGUUGUUAUCGCUUGCCUGAGCUAUUUACGAUAUGGCAAAUUAAUCCUACCAUUGAACAUGUAUUUGUGAAAAUCGAUAUCGAAAGCUACGAAUGCAAAGUCUUGCCAAAUUUGUAUUCAUGGUUGGCCACUUUGAAACGAAAGCCAACUCUUUAUAUUGCCAUGCACAGUCAAAUAACAACUUGUAGCAAAGAAGAAUAUGCGAUGAUUGCCAAAAUAGCUGAGUUGUAUCGGUUUCGUAGUACUUCAUUUGUUACCGGAAAUGGUUCUGUUGCACCAACAGGUGAACAUGUGCUAAGUGAUUUGAUAGCGCCACCUUAA